This is a messenger RNA of Penicillium coprophilum, 636 nucleotides long. RefSeq lists its product as uncharacterized. Bases 1 to 636 code for a protein of 211 amino acids. The transcript has a single exon. Lineage: Eukaryota; Fungi; Ascomycota; Eurotiomycetes; Eurotiales; Aspergillaceae. The record is from RefSeq and is a predicted model, not a curated record.
AUGCCCUCCCGUCAGCUCCUUUCAACCCUAAUAACAUCUCUCAGCAAUACCCGCUGGACCCUAACUCGGACCCUCCGAAGCGACAAUCCCCUCGACCUAAACGGCGAGCUCCGCGGGACCGCAACUUUCACCGCACAACCCCCCACCACAACCCCCGAUCGCGACUGGCUAUACUGUGAAGAAGGCGAAAUACCUAGCAAUGUCGGUGUAGGUGCCUUACAGCCAGGCCUACGGUGGACAAAGAAAUACAUAUGGCGCCUAGGCAGCGAUAGUGGACGCGUGAGCGUCUGGUUCGUGAAAGUCGCGCCGGGCCCGGAAGAAGCAGACUACCUAUUCCACGAUUUCGACUUUGAUUCGGGUUCCGAUUCACUGCUAGAGGCCGAAUCUGGGUCUGCGCAGAAGGACCCGGGGGAAUUUGUCGCGCCGCCAAUGCCGCCCGCGGUCUCGACUAGCAAUGAGACUACUGUGCUCAAUGCUAGGGGUAAUCACCUCUGUAUCAAUGAUAUGUAUCGCACGGCAUAUGCGUUCCGCAUUGCGCCAGAUACCGGGGAGGUGCUGAGCUGGGCCAGUCGUCAUGUUGUGCGUGGGCCGAAGAAGGGCCAGGAGAUUGUCAAUCGAUAUGAGAAGGGGGUGUAA